Aspergillus steynii IBT 23096 is the source of this 1706-nucleotide messenger RNA. RefSeq names its product glutamine synthetase family protein. Gene Ontology annotation, molecular function: glutamine synthetase activity. NCBI's taxonomy places the organism in Eukaryota, Fungi, Ascomycota, Eurotiomycetes, Eurotiales, Aspergillaceae. The transcript has 5 exons. Bases 184 to 1626 code for a protein of 480 amino acids. The record is from RefSeq and is a predicted model, not a curated record.
UCGCCAUCGCUUCGCAAUGCUUCAUGGCCCCAGAAAUCCACAAGAUCUCUCUCCAAGACCGCGAUGCCGAUCCGUCGUAUCAUGGCUAGCUGCGAUCCACCUCGGCAUCUUUAAAGCAGAUUCCGCAAUCUCACUCUUCUCUCCUCUCUCUCUCCAAUCAAACAAAUCCUCAAUCAUAACACAAUGGCUUCGCAAAAUAUCACAGUCGAGGAGCUCCCCAACCUCCUCGCCGAUGACAUCAAGGUCAAGGUGGCCGGCGUCGACUGCGACGGCAUCCUGCGCGGCAAGGUGAUGUCCAAAGAGAAGUUCCUGGGCAUUGCGCAGAAAGGCUUCGGCUUCAGUUCCGCAGUCUUUGGUUGGGACAUGCAGGACAUGCUCUACACGACUGAUGCGAAGAUCGCGCCCGCCGAUUCGGGGUACGUCGACUUUCUCGCGGUGCCGGACUUGAACACCUUCCGGAGGAUACCGUGGGAGGACGACAUUCCGUUUUUCUUGGUGCGGUUUGUGCAGAAUGAGAAGCCCGUGUCGGCAGAUGGUCGCAGUAUGCUGAAGGCGGUUUGCGAUGAACUUGCGGCGGCCAAUUGCAAGGGGAUGGCUGGAGUUGAGCUGGAGUUUAUCAAUUUUCAGACCCCUUCGCAGGACGGAUACGGCGUUCCUGGGUUGACGCACGAUAUCGCCGCCUUUCUCGAGAAAAAUGCCCCGGGUGCACUCCGCCCAUUGACUGCCGGAAGCUUUUCGUAUAGCUCGACACGACCUGUUGCGCACAAGAAGUAUUUCUAUGACAUCUUCAACACAAGCGCACAAUUCAACUGCGGGAUUGAGGGGUGGCACACCGAGGGCGGUCCGGGGGUAUAUGAAGCGGCCCUCAAAGUAUGCGACGUCGCGGAAAUGGCCGACAAGGCUUCCCUGUUCAAACUCCUGGCAAAAUCAGUAGGAAUGGAGCACGGGAUCACGCCCUGCUUCAUGGCAAAGCCCAUUCAAGGCCAACCCGGCAGCUCUGGUCACAUUCACGUUUCCCUCUGCGAUCUCGACGGAAAGAACCUUUUUGCCCGGGAAACACAAGACCCCAACGCCCCGUGGCCCGAUGCAGCUGGACUGUCGGACCUGGGUCGUCAAUUCCUUGCCGGCAUUCUCGAGGCCCUACCAGACAUCAUGCCCCUAUUCGCCCCGACAAUCAACUCUUACAAACGCCUCGUGGAGAACUUCUGGGCCCCCGUGAACAUCACCUGGGGACUAGAGGACCGCAUGGCGUCCGUUCGCAUCAUCACUCCGCCAGUGUGCAAACCCGGCGCCACGCGGUUCGAGGUGCGCAUUCCCGGCGCGGACCUGCAUCCUCACUAUGCGCUGAGCGCGAUCCUCGCCGCGGGGUGGCGCGGUGUGCAGAAGAAGCUGGAGAUUCCAGUGCCUCCUGUUUCGGCACUGAAGCCCGAUAGUCCUCGACCGGAGCUGUUGCCGAAUACGUUGGACGCUGCGGUCCAGCGGUUUAGCGCCCCGAACAGCAUUGCGCGGCAGAUUCUCGCGGACGAGUUCGUGGACUUCUUUACCGCUACGCGCGAGCAUGAAUUGCGACUGUGGAGGGAGGCCGUGACUGAUUGGGAAUUCAAACGGUAUAUCGAGACUGUAUAGCCAUUGGCCGGUGCAUGAAUCUCUCUUAGUCUUGUUCUAUAGACACGUGUAAAUAGUAUAAAUAGAAUUUGAUCUCCUAC